AAGUCAUACAAAAAGUGCUGUUGUAAGCAUUGAUAAUACCAAGAAAAAGAAGUGCACUCUUUUUGAGAAACUCACCUAACAGCCCAUUCUCCUUUAAUUUUCUCUCCCAAAAACUUUGGAGCAAACAACAAAAUUUGUGUGAGAUAAAUUAUGAUGGAUGAGUACUCCAAAUCCAACAAAAAAACAUACAAAUUAGAGGAGAAUCAGAGAGUCAUGAUGAAAAUUAACACAACAAAAAAUGUAAGUGGCAUUGGUUGUGUAAUUUUGUUAGGUGGAGCAUUAAUAACAGUUGCUGCUAUGGGUUCUGCAUUCUUGAUUUCAAGAAAAAACAAGAAAUCUACUAAGAAUGUCACAAAGAAAGAGGGGAAUGAGAAAAUUGAAGAUGAAUCAAGUAAUAAAGGGCUUCAUUUUAUUCUACCUGAACAACAAUCUUCCAGUUUCAGCAAUGUGACUGACAAGUUAUGUCACAAUGAUUCCCUCAAUGUUAUAGUCUCUGAUCAUCUAAAAGUAGAAGAAAAAUCUCCAUCUUUCGAAAGAUUGGAGUUAUCGGAGACCAAGAUUUCGUUGCUCUCUGAUCCUGAUCAGGAGCUGUAUGAGGUUUCUCGAGUAAAAACUGAUGUAAUCCAAGGAAAUGAGAAGAUUGAGGUACCAUCGCGUGUGCAUCAAGCCCACGCGACAAUAUUCAGCAAUCCUGAUUCGCAAAUUUUGGUAGAUAGCGAUAAAGGAGAAUCAAAUGAGUUGCAACGUACUGGUGUGAUCAAGACGAAUGAUUUUGAGGAGGAUCUAAUUCAAGAACAAGAAAAACAACCCACGGGUGAUCAAGCAACCAGCAUUUGUAAUGAGCAUGAACCACUCAACUCUGCAUUUAAAUUAAUGAGAGCAGCUGAUGAAGGACAAUGUGCUAAUGCAGAAACUCAGAUUGAUCAAAUAGCAAAGAAAUGCGAUGUACAAAACCAAUUCAGUGAUGAAUCAGAGUGUGCCAAUGAGAAUGAUCAGGCAACAUCAGCAAACAGCCACUGCAUAACUUACAGUAUGGACGCGCAAAAUUUGGAAGCCUCUGAAAUCAGAAAGGCCUCGGUAGAUGAUCAGAAUUCUGCUGAAGUGAUAAAAGAAGCAAAUGCGAUGGAUUCUGCAGUUAGUGAAGAGCAGAGCCUAGAAACAGAGCAGUUGGCUGAGAAAAUUGAACCCGAUUGUGAAGGAAAUGUCUUGAAGGAAAAUGAUGAUGAAGAGAUUGUUUUUGUUAAUGAACAUGAUGAUUACGAAGACGAUAUAGACAAAGAAGAUGAUGCACAGGAAGUUGAAUACGACAUCUCGGAAGAAGCAAUAGAUUCCUCUACGCAAUUCAACAGUGACAAAAUUUGGCUAGCUGACUCAAUCCAGGAACAUAAAGUAGAGAAUAUGAAAGAAGGAACCAAAAUUGAAGAAGAUGAACAAUGUAUUGUAGAGAACUGUAAUUUGGAAAGCACACAGAAUGAUGUCGCCAUAACAAGUUGCCAACAGAACUAUGACUGCAUUGAUGGCUAUAGAACGAAGCUCAUGUACCUGAAUGAUAUAGCUGCAAUCACCAGGAGAAGGAGAGUGCUUUUGGGAGCACUACUAGUGCUAAUCUGGUACCUUGUGCUUAAACGCAUUCUUUCUUCUGUAAUAGGCGGAUUCAAGAUUUUAAACGACGAGCGAGUGCCAAAUAGUAUUGCAACUCACUAGUAGGUGUCAAACUAGACAUAAAUAAUUAGUUAUGGGACAAUACCUGCUAUACCAAUAUUUUUUUUAUUAGGGCGAUAAAUCUAUUUGAAUUUCUUAAGUUACGUAAUAUUUUUUCUUAUAAAUAUGAAACCUCACAAUUUGUAACAAAUGAACGAAUUAUAGCUCAGGUACCAAAAUAUUCUAACAUGCCUGCAUUACAUA
Solanum lycopersicum (tomato) is the source of this 1905-nucleotide messenger RNA. RefSeq lists its product as uncharacterized. Lineage: Eukaryota; Viridiplantae; Streptophyta; Magnoliopsida; Solanales; Solanaceae. The record is from RefSeq and is a predicted model, not a curated record.